UGGUCAAAGAAGAAAAUCUAUCAGCCAAUCAGGAAGUAGGUUGCCUUUUAAAACUCUGCCGGGAAACUCGGAACCAAAACAACAUCGUUUUACUUGAGUAGAGAAGGAACGACCAAACACACAGAAACGCUACAGACAUGGACACCAUGAUUUUCUUGGAUCAGGAAAACGGCAGACUUACCACUCCAGCCAUUAAAUCUCGCCAGAACAGACUGCACUCUGCUCCAGAUCAGUGCUUGAGAACACCUCUGACGGGAAAGGCGCGUCUUGGCGCUCCCCUGCAGUCCAGCCGAAAAGCUUUGGGUGUCAUAAAUAAGGUUGUUGCCACUCCAGCAGCGUCUCAUAGAGCAGAGGAGAAGACCAAACCUGCUGAAGCCAAGUGUAAGGUUCCUGCUCAGCCAGCUAGCGAGGAGCUGCCAGAAAUUGAGAAGUGUUUCCCGUACAAUCCAAGCGAGUUUGAGACCUAUAGUGUUCCAGAUGAAGUGUACCUCAGUCGUUUCUCUCUUGCUGGUCUGGGAAAACCCAUAUGGCCGACUGCGUCACCUGUGGAAGAGCUGCUCAUGGACACGUGUUUGCCACUCUCACCUUUAAAGAUGCCCAGAGCAGUGGAAUACGUUGAUGAAAUGGAGGCAUUCCUGCAGACGAUCAGUGAGCUGACUGUUGACUUGCCCCCUGAGUGUGACCUCUAAACUAACUUGUGGAUUGAAUUUUUUUUUUUUUCUUUUUAAAAGUUGUUUGCUUUUUUCUUAUUGUCAUUAAACGUUUUAUUAAACUAAACCGUUUGAAUGCUAAAUCAGAUACCAAACCAGUUCCUCAGCAGUGUUAAGAUAUCAUUUAAAAAUUCUCUCUCUCUAAAAAAUACACACUCAUUUCCCCU
Puntigrus tetrazona (Sumatra barb) is the source of this 877-nucleotide messenger RNA. It is a transcript of the gene pttg1, whose product is annotated as PTTG1 regulator of sister chromatid separation, securin. The transcript is spliced from 6 exons. Gene Ontology annotation, biological process: chromosome organization. NCBI's taxonomy places the organism in Eukaryota, Metazoa, Chordata, Actinopteri, Cypriniformes, Cyprinidae. The coding region runs from base 138 to 689 and encodes 183 amino acids. Gene Ontology annotation, cellular component: nucleus; cytoplasm. The record is from RefSeq and is a predicted model, not a curated record.